Messenger RNA from Aspergillus glaucus CBS 516.65, 2516 nucleotides. RefSeq lists its product as uncharacterized. Gene Ontology annotation, molecular function: dipeptidyl-peptidase activity. The record is from RefSeq and is a predicted model, not a curated record. Bases 1 to 2385 code for a protein of 794 amino acids. The transcript is spliced from 5 exons. NCBI's taxonomy places the organism in Eukaryota, Fungi, Ascomycota, Eurotiomycetes, Eurotiales, Aspergillaceae.
AUGCGUGGAAGGCUUGUAAUCGGGAUUCGUAUUAGGGCCCAUCCUGGCGGCUUCUUGGAUAUUUCCGAAAAGGAGGAUCUAUACAUCUACGAAGAAAACGUCAGUAUUCCGCUAGCUGAAAAUGUUGGCCUAAUAAGAUGCAAUGUCUAUCAGCCUAAGGUGACCGGUAGGACUCCUGUGUUAGUGACCUAUAGUCCGUAUGGCAAAGAUAUACAUUACAAAGACUUCAGUCCAAGCUCCUACGCCGAGGUUAAUCCAGAGCAUCAUUCCGCACACUCUGCUUGGGAAACGCCCGAUCCUGGUUUUUGGACGGCACAUGGUUAUGCUGUUGUUCGUGCAGACGAGCGCGGCUUAGGCCAGUCGCCCGGUAUUCUUGAUACCAUGUCGCGCGGAACGAGCGAAGCUUUUGUUGAUGUGAUUGAAUGGGCAGCGGAGCAACCCUGGUCUAGCGGAAAGGUUGGUCUCUUAGGUAUCAGUUACUAUGCUGGGGGUCAAUGGCGCGUGGCUGCACGUCAGCCUAAGGGAUUGGCCUGUAUGAUUCCAUGGGAAGGAAUGUCUGAUUAUUACCGAGACCGGUGCCGCCACGGUGGGAUCCUCUCGGAUAGGUUCAUUAGGUUCUGGUGGAAUCGCCAAGUUGUCUCCAACCAAUACGGCCGCCCGAGUCGGGCAAGCCAAAACUGGGGUCCCGACAUGAUUGAAGGGGAUCUCAGUGAGGAAGAGCUGGCUGCGAACCGAAACGACCAGACAAUUGACAAUGUCAACAACAAGUUCCAUGAUGACCUCUACUAUGCUUCCAAGGAAUACAACAUGGAAGAUAUCAAAGUCCCUCUCCUCUCCGUGGCGAAUUGGGGCGGCAUUUUGCUCCACCUUCGUGGAAACGUUGUUGGCUAUUCCAACGCCGGUUCCGAGUUGAAAUAUUUGCGCUUUGUUACUGGGCGUCAUGACCUUCCCUUCUACUACAAGGAAGAGGUAGAGAUCCAAAGAAGCUUCUUGGAUGCUUUUCUUAAAGGUGAGGACAAAGUCGGUUGGAGUACUGGUCAGGCACCCAAGGUCAACAUCGUUCUUCGCAAGGGGAAUGUGGGCUUCAACAACGCCGAGGCUGAACGAUCCUACGAAAGGCGUGUGGAAAACGAAUGGCCCCUAGCGCGCACUCAGUACACGCGGUUUUACUUGGCUCCCAAUCGCGAGCUACUCUCUGAGCGACCAACGUCGAAACUGACCAAGCUCGACUAUCGUGCUCUGGGCACAUUGCAAGAGCCCCAGCUUAUUCAGUUCACCACCCCGGUCCUCGAUCAGGAAACAGAAAUCACUGGCCAUAUUGUGGCACACCUGAACGUGUCCGUCAGCCCUGAUAAAGGCGGACCAGUGCCUUCUGACAUUGACCUUUUCCUGACUCUGCGGUAUAUCUUCCCAUGUGGUGAAGAGGUUUCCUACACGGGCACUGCUGGAGAUCCAGUUCCCUUGUCUAAGGGAUGGCUGCGAGUCAGCAUGCGAAAGAUCAACGAUAAGCACUUGCGGCAUCGCGAGUAUCUUCCAUACCGUGACUAUUUCUCAACCGAUGUGCAGCCUGUUAUCCCCGGCGAGGUUUAUCCCGUAGACGUUGAAAUCUGGCCUACGAAUGUCAUUCUCGAGAAGAGAAGUAGGCUGGUGCUUGAAGUCGCCUCAGGAGAUACUCAGGGCUCGGGUAUAUUCCAGCACAACGACCCGAACGAUCGGUCCCAAAACAAACUACAGGGAACUAACCACAUUCACUUUGGCCCUGUGUAUGACAACUACAUCGUUCUUCCGGUUAUUCCGGCGCACGUCCUGUCAUCCACAAACCAACACCCCAUAAUGAACGAGCAGACCAAGUCCAUCCGUCCCAUCCAGCGCAUUAUAACCACUCACAACGGUGAGGGGAAAGCAGUCUUUUCAACUCGCCUUCGAGAAGCUCUGCCUAUCCAGGAAGUGAACAAUGUCGGCUUCAGUCUGGCCUACACCACGCAACGAUUCCCAGUGCAGCUCGCUGCAGAUACCGACAUCACCGGCUAUGAACAAAAUCUCGCGUCGCCACCAGGGCUGACUAUUUCCACGGGCACUGUCUGUCGAAUCAUCGACUUUCCGCCCGCCGCAGAAAGUCCCAUGCAUUGGACUGUGUCGCUUGACUAUAGUGUCGUUCUGGAAGGAGAAAUAGAACUGCUCCUAGACAGUGGCAAGAAGAGACUUUUAAGAAGGGGCGAUGUUGCUAUACAACGAGCUACAAAUCAUGCCUGGAACAACGUCACGGCGGACGGUGGAUGGGCUCGCAUGUUGUAUGUUCUCACACCGGUGCAACUGUUGCAUAUCGAUGGUUUGGAGUCAAUAGGAGAGAAUAUCGAAGGUAUUGAUGUCAAGAAAAGCGAGUAAAUUAUGCUUUUUGAAUGGGUGGCUUUGAACUGCUAUUGAUUUCUCGGGUUGUCAAACUCAAAGCAUAUAACUAUAUACAUGUACCACAACCGUCAAGAAUUUUGAUGUCAAAUAGACGUCUUCAAAAGAAU